Kwoniella botswanensis is the source of this 681-nucleotide messenger RNA. RefSeq lists its product as uncharacterized. The transcript has 5 exons. Lineage: Eukaryota; Fungi; Basidiomycota; Tremellomycetes; Tremellales; Cryptococcaceae. The record is from RefSeq and is a predicted model, not a curated record. Bases 1 to 681 code for a protein of 226 amino acids.
AUGUUCAAACGACUUACCUUCCUCGCUUCUGCUCUACUCCCGCUCGCACUGUCCGCACCAGUUGAGCCCGGAUCCUUUCAAGUGGAAAAGAGAUCUACUAACCUCCAAUGCGUCCAAUACCAGUACGGAGGCCCAUUCACCUCAACGGGCUUCAAUGGAUUCAUCCACUUAUAUUCCAAUAUCACGCAAUACGAUCCUGACACCCAGACUACAUCAUUUAACGAAUCCCGACUGGGUAGUUCAGAGGACGGCACGAUCGAGCCGUGUGGAGAUUGUAGAACGACCGAAUUGUUCGGAUUCGAGAUAUGUCAAACUAGAGAUCGAAAGGCGUUCAACGGAUUGGAGAAUUCGGCCAACUUCUUCUAUGGUCAUUUGACGUACUACAACGUAGGCCUAUUUCAAUGUCUUACAGCGACCAGUACAGGAUCCGACAAUGGAUACGAAGGAUCGGCCUUGACUUUGAAGGAUUGUGAAUACGAUUAUGAGAAUGCUGCUGCUUCUGGACAAUACUUCGAGAUGUCGAUCUCGGAUCAAGGAUAUUGGUACGCUCAUUUGGUUGAUGAUAAUACAGUAUACGGACCUACACCUGAGCUCAACAGUAACGGGUCUCUCGUGCUAUACGAUGUGAUCGGCGCCAAUAGGACUUUCACCUUCUUUGGAUUCAAGGCUCAACAGUUUUAG